Messenger RNA from Adineta ricciae, 1080 nucleotides. NCBI's taxonomy places the organism in Eukaryota, Metazoa, Rotifera, Eurotatoria, Adinetida, Adinetidae. The record is from the annotation of a GenBank genome assembly.
AUGGAAAUGAAUGAAGAUGAUUCAUUUAUUCUUUACUCAUUUAUGAUGAUGAAGCUGUUCAAGUUAUUCAAAAAACAAAAAAUUCAAGGAAAUGGUUCGCUAUUUGAGGAUUUAACCAAUGAAAUUUACUAUGAAAUCUUUGAUUAUUUAUCUUACAAUGAAAUAACUUCCUCAUUUUUCAAUUUAAAUAUUCGUUUCAACAAUUUAAUUUCAAAUUAUCCACAACAUUUUCAUCUGAGGAAUCAUCAAGUCAUUCCGAGAUAUAUUCGUUCGUUUAAAAUUACAUUAACAUCUCAAAUUUCAUUGUUCGAUUCAAUUGAAUCGUCACACUUUUGUUCCCUUCGUUCAAUUUCACUUGCAAAUUUACGGUGUGACCAAAUUCUUGGAAUUUUAAAUACAAUUCCUUCGAAACAAUUGGAACAUAUUUAUCUUGGAAUUUGUAUUGAUGAUCGAAAAGCUAAUUUCUCCAAAGUUUUAUCUACAAUUCAAAUUCAAGUUCUCAGUUUAACCCACUAUCGACUGAAAUCCUGUCAAAUCAAAGAUCAAUUUUCUCUUGCAAUUUCUGAUUUAUUCUCUCAAUACGAUCAAUUAGAAUAUUUACAGAUCAAAUCCUGUGAGAACUUUUCUUUUCUUUCCGAAAUUCUUCUGCGAACGCCAAAAUUAAAUUCACUCGAUGUGUCCCUUCGAGAAUCGAAUCAAUCGAUAUUGACACCUAAUCAAUGUUAUUUAACAACGCUUAAUUUGCGUCCGCAUUCGACUUGUUCAAUUGCUGAAUUGAAAGACUUUCUUGGUCAAUGUUGUUCGCAUCUACACAACUUGUCUGUUUAUUUAUAUGUUCACCGACAUACGCCACCGGAAUUACUUGUUGAUAAAGAUCAGUGGAAGAAUAUUUUACCUAUACAACUGAAAUAUUUUCGUUUGAAAUCGAUUCCCAAUUCCUCGAUUCAUUUCUAUCAAUUUGGUAUCGACAAUGAACAGUGUCACAAACCUUUCCACGAUCAAAUCUAUUUUCUGUCAGAACAACAUCAUGUUUGUCGAGUCCGUAUCGAUGCGGUUUUCGUCAAAUAUUGGAAUAGAUGA